Messenger RNA from Fusarium redolens, 3479 nucleotides. RefSeq lists its product as uncharacterized. The coding region runs from base 219 to 3317 and encodes 1032 amino acids. The transcript is spliced from 2 exons. The record is from RefSeq and is a predicted model, not a curated record. NCBI's taxonomy places the organism in Eukaryota, Fungi, Ascomycota, Sordariomycetes, Hypocreales, Nectriaceae.
AAAUCUAUUAGGCACCAAUACCUAAGCGCCGGGAUAUGAGCCAAUCGAAAGUUGAGGCUGUAUCAUCUCAGAGCCUGAUUUUCAUGACUUUUUUUAAGCACUUUUCACCUUGACCCCGCUUUCCUUGCAUUUCUCUCAUCGGCUCAAUUCCGUCAAUUCCUUCGCUAUUUUUUCCUUUUCUCAUAUCUGGGAGCCAUCAGUUGGCUACAUCAUAGCCCAUGGACCCUGCCUCUGCCAUUGGCGCUACGUCAGCGGUCCUUUCCUUCGUUGAUUUUAUCUGCAAAGUCACCAAAACUGGCUAUGAGCUGUACGAUGCCUCCAAUGGCACCCUGGACGACUAUGAGCGACUGAAGACAGUGACGUCGGCUCUAGACCCGAGCCUUCAGUCAUUGAAAGAUGGAGUAGCAACCAAAGGCGGAGCCAGUCUCUCCGGUGCCGAAAGAGGCAUGCUAGACGUAGCAGAGAGAUGCAAGGAAAUCGGCGUAGGGCUCAUCAGCCUUAUCAAUACAUACCCAGUAGGAGAAAAGACAGCCGAAAACUCGUCAAUAGAUACAUCGAAUGCAAAACUCAGUAACAGAUUAAGACGUAUUGGGAAGACGUCCAAGGCCGCUAUACACGUUGUCUGGACCAGAUCCGAGGCAAGAGCAUUACGAGAUGAGUUUACUGCCUGCAUAACCCAGCUCAGUAUUCACCUAGCUGUGAUAUCAAGGUCCGAUAUCCUUGCUAAGCUUGAGGAUCUGAUACAAGCUGGCAACAGCCGGGAUGGAGAGGCUUUAGACUUGCGAGAUAUCGUGAGUCCACUUGGAGAGGACCUCAACGAUUUGCGUAAUCAAGUGUUUACAUCUGCGGCGGAGCUACGCUACAUGAUUGACAACCUUCAGAGACAAUCCAACGACGAUCGAGAUGCUUGGGUUGAGAGCAUAGAGCAUAUCCGUACCUUCUAUCAGGUUUCUCAAGGAACACUGCAGGCCAUGAAUCACCAAUGCAUCCUUGAUGGAAUAUCAUUCCCAGGAAUGAAUACAAAGAGAGCCAUUCUUGAUGAAGCGCCAGCUUCAAAGGGUACCUAUGAGUGGAUGUUGUAUGACGAGAGUAUUCCAGAAUCUCAUACCCAUACAUUGGAUUUAUCAUUUAAGCUGUGGCUCUUACAAGGACAUGGAAUAUUUCACAUUACUGGAAAACCUGGAAGUGGCAAGUCAACUCUCAUGAACCUUAUCGCGCACCAUAAAGAGGCCAAGACACUCUUGAACUCGUGGGCUGAUGGUGACGGCAAGAAACUCAUCAAAGCCAUUGUCUGUUUAUCAAAGCCAGGUCAAAGCUUGGAAAAGUCCAUGGAGGGACUCCAGAGAACCCUCUUGUACUCAAUCCUGGAUCAAGCCCGGCAAAGUCUUAUUCCCCAAGCACUCCCGCAAUUCUGGAAUCCUGAGAAUUGGCCGUCUUUGAAACUUCGGAGUGAUAAAAAGAAACGUAUUAGCAAAGAAGACAUUGAAGCAGCACUCGAGGCUGUAUUGACUAAUUCGUCAUCUAACUAUCGGUUUUGCAUUUUUUUGGAUGGUGCAGACGAAUUCGAAGACAUAACGUUUCCCAAAUGGAAGCUAGCGAUGCGGUUACUAUCAUGGGCCGGAGGAAAUGUCAAAAUUUGCGUCUCUAGCCGAGAAGAAGAUCCCUGGCUUACAAGGUUUCCGUCCGGCCAGAGAAUGAGGUUACAUGCAGUCACACGAGACGACAUACGCAAAGCUAUCGAAAACGACAUACUUGAACACCCCGACUUCCAAAGUUUCCCCCAGGAAGACCAACUUGGCUUUAUUCAGGAGUUUAUCGAUGAGGCAAACGGGGUGUUUAUCUGGGUAAAGCUCGUUCUGAAAUACGUUACAGAAAAGUUGGAUCACAGCGAGGAUCUCCCACAGCUUUACAGGACUCUGUCAACUCUCCCAAAGUCUUUAGAGGCCUUUUAUGAAAAGAUCUUGAAUGAUUUUCCUGAACCAGAUAGGAAGGAGGCUUACACAAUUCUCUAUAUCUUACUUCGUACAAAACCCCCACAUCGAACAUUUUUAUUCUCUUUUAUUCGGCAGUGCAUUGGCCACAACAGAUCUUUGAGCACAGCUGAUCGAAGAGACUGUGGAGAUCCGAUUUGGCUAGGAGAACAUGUGGAAGCUUUUGAGCGAAGGUUGCCACUACUCUUAAAAGGAAUGGUUACCUCGAUCAAAAACACUAAACGAAUGGGCCAGAGGCGCAUACUGCCAGUUCACUAUUACCGAUUGGAGGUUUCACAUCGCUCUGUCUAUGAGUUCCUACAACUUCGAGUUAACAAGAUCACCGAUUCAGCAGCUGACCAAAAGCUGACCAUGAUCCAAGGACUCACACAGACGUGGAAAGCUUCGGGGCCGUUUGUGCCAUCAUUAUUUAAUUAUGAUAUCCUAGAAAUGCUAUUAACGUGGCUAAGGGAUAAUUUUAAAGAUGGUGACACAUUCGUUUUCCAGCAACUAUCAGAAUUAGACUCCUGGUUAUUCCAAUCACAACAUACAGGAAACUGGAACACAUUCCGGCAAUUCGACAGAGGACAGCGAACACCAGCGACGGUUUCAGUGCUAGAAACUGCUGCUAGGAUUGGCUGGUUGCAAUAUUUGCGCUGGGAACUGACCAACACUGAUCAUCCAUGGAUGCAUUUAGACAGCAUACGUGCUUCACUUCUCAGAGCUGCUUCCACAAAGAGGGAGGGUGAUGAUGUCUCAUGCCAGGAAUAUCUUUUACAGCUCGACUUUAGCCCUAAUUCCAAAGGCUACCUUCCACCAUGGGACGAUAUACCUCUCUCAACAUGGCAGGGCCUUAUCUGUCAGGCAUGGAUAUAUGGGACUAUGUUUGAAAAAGAGAAAUAUCAUUGGCCGCGUAUAGCUAAGUAUUUAGAAUAUGAUGCUGUGACACCAGUGGUAUUCAGUUGGUCACUCCCCGAUCUUCCUACGCACGAUCGCAUGCUUGCAGUUAAUCAAGUCGUGCGAGGGAGAGAUCAGCCUCGGGUUUCUAUAUCCAAGUGUUGGAUAAGGUUUGGACCAACCCAUGGCACUAAAGAAGCGGUGGACUUAAAUAUUACGGACAUGUGUAUUCCGCCAUCGCUGGCAAGGGAAUUUCCCGGAGGUAUAUCACUGUGGCAGUUAUAUGAGCUUUAUGGGCCAAAAGACGAUCCAGAAUUGUCGAGGCAAAUGCAGCUAGCACAGGGUUUGAGAGAAAGUCGAGGUGGUACAAGAUUUGGGGUUAGCAUCACCGUAUGGGGAUGCUGUGUAUUCUUGUUGCUGGCAAUGGUUUUGAAUUUAUUCUUGCAAUAGAUUUUCGAUCACGCAAGCCUAGUAGUCACACACACACAAGUCUAUUACGCCUGGUAGGCCAACGCCUAAAGGGCUCUGAAGCUAAGAUUAUAUAUAACUCUCUAGUUUUUGCCUUGCUCUUGCUAAGCCUAUGAAAAUCCUGCCUUAUUCUUUCUAGUCUAG